Messenger RNA from Camelina sativa (false flax), 3256 nucleotides. RefSeq names its product valine--tRNA ligase, chloroplastic/mitochondrial 2. Gene Ontology annotation, biological process: valyl-tRNA aminoacylation. The record is from RefSeq and is a predicted model, not a curated record. Lineage: Eukaryota; Viridiplantae; Streptophyta; Magnoliopsida; Brassicales; Brassicaceae. Gene Ontology annotation, molecular function: valine-tRNA ligase activity; aminoacyl-tRNA deacylase activity; ATP binding. Gene Ontology annotation, cellular component: cytosol; cytoplasm.
GCUUAAACCCCAUUUUCCUCAGCAGCUUAUCUCUUUUUUUUCCCUGGGAAUUUCAAAUUUUUGUUCUCGUCGCCCCCAGAUUUUCUCGGGAAUCUGUCGGGUGAAAUCUGCCAUGAUUCUCCAAACGGCUUUAUCUCUACCCACACCUACUUCUACUACUACUAGUAGUAUUCUGUUUUCUCGCAGCUCUCCUCACCAGCUCAACACUCUCUUCUUCACUAACCGACGCCGUCGAUUAAUUUCCCCGUCCCGCUUAAAUUCAAGUUUCUCGAAACGUAGAUUCUCUUUCUCUGUUGCUGCGUCAGGAAAUGAUGUGUUUACUUCACCCGAGACAUCCAAGACCUUUGAUUUUUCCUCGGAGGAGAAAAUAUACAAUUGGUGGGAGUCGCAAGGGUACUUCAAACCAAGUUUUGACAAAGGAGGCAGCCCUUUUGUGAUACCAAUGCCACCUCCUAAUGUUACUGGUUCUCUCCACAUGGGCCAUGCUAUGUUUGUCACUCUUGAGGAUAUUAUGGUUCGAUACAAUAGGAUGAAAGGUAGGCCAACACUUUGGCUUCCUGGGACCGAUCAUGCUGGUAUUGCCACUCAGUUGGUCGUGGAAAAGAUGCUAGCGUCAGAAGGCAUUAAGAGGGUGGAUUUAGGUAGAGAUGAGUUUACCAAAAGAGUCUGGGAAUGGAAGAAGAAGUAUGGCGGAACCAUCACAAAUCAGAUUAAAAGACUGGGCGCUUCUUGUGAUUGGAGUAGAGAGCGCUUCACUCUUGAUGAGCAAUUGAGUCGAGCUGUGGUCGAGGCUUUUGUGAAGCUUCAUGACAAGGGGUUGAUAUAUCAAGGAUCUUACAUGGUCAACUGGUCCCCUAAUUUACAGACUGCUGUUUCGGACUUGGAAGUAGAAUAUUCAGAGGAACCUGGGUUUCUAUACCAUAUUAAAUACCGUGUAGCUGGAAGUCCUGAUUUUCUUACUAUAGCGACGACUCGUCCAGAGACAUUGUUUGGUGACGUGGCCCUUGCCGUGCAUCCUGAGGAUGAUCGUUAUGCAAAGUAUGUUGGUGAGACAGCAAUUGUACCUAUGACAUAUGGUCGUCAUGUGCCAAUUAUUUCUGAUAAGUAUGUUGAUAAGGAUUUUGGUACUGGUGUUCUGAAGAUAAGUCCUGGGCAUGAUCACAAUGAUUAUCUUCUUGCAAGAAAGCUAGGUCUCCCCAUUCUGAAUGUGAUGAACAAGGAUGCAACACUAAAUGACGUUGCUGGCUUGUUUUGUGGCCUUGACCGGUUUGAGGUGAGGGAGAAACUAUGGGCAGAUCUUGAGGAGACAGGUUUAGCUGUUAAGAAGGAGCCUCAUACUUUACGAGUUCCAAGAUCUCAACGUGGUGGAGAAGUUAUUGAGCCACUUGUAAGCAAACAAUGGUUUGUCCACAUGGAUCCUUUAGCUGAGAAGGCUCUUCUUGCUGUAGAGAACAAAGAACUUACCAUCAUACCUGAGAGAUUUGAGAAGAUAUACAAUCACUGGCUGACAAAUAUUAAGGAUUGGUGCAUAAGCCGGCAGCUGUGGUGGGGGCAUCGCAUACCAGUUUGGUAUGUGGUUGGAAAGGAUUGCGAAGAGGACUACAUAGUUGCUAAAAAUGCUGAAGAAGCCCUUGAGAAAGCCCAUGAGAAGUAUGGAAAAGAUGUUGAAAUAUAUCAGGAUCCAGAUGUUCUUGACACCUGGUUUUCCAGCUCACUGUGGCCAUUUAGCACUCUUGGCUGGCCUGAUGUAUCAGCGAAGGAUUUCAGUAACUUCUACCCUACGAAUAUGUUAGAAACAGGGCAUGACAUACUAUUUUUCUGGGUAGCAAGAAUGGUUAUGAUGGGAAUAGAAUUUACAGGGACCGUUCCAUUUUCUCAUGUCUAUCUUCACGGACUUAUACGGGACUCUCAAGGGAGAAAAAUGUCAAAAUCUCUGGGGAAUGUGAUUGAUCCGCUUGACACAAUCAAAGAUUUUGGCACUGACGCUCUGAGAUUUACGAUCGCACUAGGAACUGCUGGUCAGGAUCUGAACUUAUCUACUGAGAGAUUAACUGCAAAUAAAGCAUUUACCAACAAACUGUGGAAUGCUGGAAAGUUUGUGCUGCAUAGUCUCCCUAGUUUAAGUGAUACAUCUGCUUGGGAGAAUUUGCUGGCCCUCAAGUUGGACAAAGAGGAAACCUUACUUAGUUUACCCUUGCCUGAAUGUUGGGCGGUGUCAAAACUCCAUAUUCUCAUUGACUCCGUCACAGCAAGCUAUGAGAAGUUGUUCUUUGGGGAUGUAGGAAGAGAAACAUAUGAUUUCUUUUGGAGUGACUUUGCUGAUUGGUAUAUUGAAGCCAGCAAAUCUCGACUGUAUGGAUCUGGAGGCAAUUCAGUUUCUCUAGCUUCUCAGGCAGUUUUGUUAUAUGUCUUCGAGAAUAUACUUAAGCUGUUACAUCCAUUUAUGCCGUUUGUAACCGAGGAUCUAUGGCAGGCACUUCCCUACAGGAAAGAAGCGCUCAUUGUGUCUCCAUGGCCACAAAAUUCACUUCCAAGGAAUGUUGAAUCAAUAAAAAGAUUUGAGAAUUUACAAGCUCUGACUAGAGCAAUUCGAAAUGCACGAGCAGAGUAUACAGUGGAACCGGUAAAGCGUAUAUCUGCCGCAGUUGUUGGAAGUGCAGAAGUUAUUGAAUAUAUUUCGAAAGAGAAGGAGGUGUUAGCUCUUCUAUCAAGGCUUGACUUAAACAACGUCCAUUUUACCAAUGUCCCUCCUGGUGAUGCAAAUCUCUCAGUCCACCUUGUAGCCAGUGAAGGACUAGAGGCAUAUCUACCUCUUGCCGCCAUGGUUGAUAUAUCUUCUGAAGUCCAACGCAUAUCCAAACGUCUGUCCAAGAUGCAAACUGAAUACGACGCCCUCGUAACUCGCCUCAGUUCACCGAAGUUUGUGGAGAAAGCUCCAGAAGAAGUGGUGAGAGGUGUAAAGGAGCAAGCAGAAGAAUUAGAAGAGAAGAUAAAGCUGACCAAAGCUAGGCUUGAUCUUCUCAAGUCUACUUCUUUAGUGUCUCAGUAAAUUAAAAAAUCUCUCAGGUAAUUAUUAUAUACUCUCGCGUUUUGACCCGGCACAUAACUUUUAGUGAUGAUCGAUCAUUUGAAGCUCUCUGAGGCUAUUUGUCCAUUAAAUUUUACCCAUAACUACAAUUAAUUUUUCCUUUUUUUAGGGACCCCAAAUUUAGCUUCAAAAUCUACCCCCAGAAAUAAUCAAUUGUCAACUUUUUUA